This is a messenger RNA of Chrysemys picta bellii (western painted turtle), 1131 nucleotides long. NCBI's taxonomy places the organism in Eukaryota, Metazoa, Chordata, Testudines, Emydidae. The record is from RefSeq and is a predicted model, not a curated record.
UUUGCUUUCGGGUUGCCUGGGGGUGUGGUUGGUUGCCUGCAAAGGGCAGAGAGAACAGACACCCACCCAGCUGCGAUGGCCUCUCCAGCUACAGCAGGGGACAUAAAAGAUGAUGCUAUUUGCUCCAUCUGCCUGGGGUAUCUGACAGAGCCGGUGACUAUAGUGUGUGGGCACAACUUCUGCCGAGCCUGCAUCACCCAGUACUGUGCGGAAAAGGGAAUGGGACCACCCCUGACCUGUCCCCAGUGCAGAGCCCAGUUCCAGAAAGGGGAGUUCAGGCCCAACACCCAGCUGAACAACAUUGUACAAAAGCUCAAACAACUGGGGUUAAAACCAGGAAAAGGGCAAAAGGAGAAACUGUGUGAGAGACACGAGGAACGUCUCAAACUCUUCUGUGAGGAGGAUGGAGAAACCAUUUGCUGGGUGUGUGAGAAAUCCCGGGACCACAAGUCUCACACAGUGGUUCCCAUAGAGGAGGCUGCCCAGGAGUACAAGGAGAAACUCCAGGGAGUUCUGGGCCCUCUGAGGAAGAAGCUGGAGGAGGCCCUGGCGCUGACAUCUAAAGAGAAGAAGGAAACCACGGAGUGGCAGAGGAAAGUGAAGAACAGGAGAGAGACGAUUGCAGGUGAAUUUAACAAACUGCACACACUGCUGAGAGAGGAGGAGCAGCUGCUUCUGCAGAGACUGGAGGAGGAGGAGAGGGCGACUCUGCAGAGACUACAGGAAAAUGUCACCAAACUCUCCCUUCAAAGCUCCUCUCUGCAGCAGCUGAUCACAGAGAUUGAGGAGAAGUGUCAGCAACCAGUUGUCGAGCUGCUAAAGGAUGUGAAAAGCACAUUGAGCAGGAGUGAGAAUGUGAAACUCCAGGAACCAGAAGCCGUUUCUACUGACCUGAAGAACGUGUAUAAAAUUUCCCUUGACAUGAGGGAAGCGUUGAAGAGAUUUGGAGGUGAGUGGAGUCUACUGGGACAUGCAGCUGUAUUGUGCCUGGGGAUCUGGACAGAGCCUGGGACCCCAGGACACGCAUGGACCCAGCUGACAGGCUUGGAGCUGUGUGAUAGCUGGAGGCUGAUGUGCUCAGUGCUGGGGAGUUUGCCUGAUAUUUGGACCCACUAGGGUUGCCAACUCUCC